Didymodactylos carnosus is the source of this 1215-nucleotide messenger RNA. The record is from the annotation of a GenBank genome assembly. Lineage: Eukaryota; Metazoa; Rotifera; Eurotatoria; Philodinida; Philodinidae.
AUGGACUUAGCACCAGGCACUGGUUCGUCGAUUCAUUUGACGUCAAAAACAGAAUUUCUAAUUGGUGGCAAAUAUCGUUUGGUACGUAAAAUUGGUUCUGGUUCAUUUGGUGACAUCUAUUUGGGUAUAAAUAUAACAAAUGGUGAAGAAGUGGCUAUUAAAUUAGAAAGUAUCAAAGCACGACAUCCACAAUUAUUGUAUGAAUCAAAAUUGUAUAAAAUAUUACAAGGUGGAAUCGGUAUACCGCAUAUACGAUAUUAUGCCCAAGAAAAGGAUUAUAAUGUGUUGGUUAUGGAUUUGUUGGGACCAUCAUUAGAAGAUUUAUUUAAUUUUUGUUCACGAAGAUUUACAAUGAAAACAGUUCUCAUGUUAGCUGAUCAAAUGAUUGGUCGAAUUGAAUUUGUUCAUAAUAAAAAUUUUAUUCACAGAGAUAUCAAACCCGAUAAUUUUCUGAUGGGAAUUGGAAGACAUUGUAAUAAAGUGUUUUUGAUUGAUUUUGGUUUGGCUAAAAAAUAUCGUGAUAAUCGUACACGUCAACAUAUUCCAUACAGAGAAGAUAAAAAUUUAACGGGAACAGCGAGAUAUGCUAGUAUUAAUGCGCAUUUAGGAAUUGAACAAAGUCGCCGUGAUGAUAUGGAAUCACUAGGUUAUGUGCUGAUGUAUUUCAAUCGUGGUAGUUUACCAUGGCAAGGUUUGAAAGCAGCCACAAAAAAACAAAAAUAUGAAAAAAUUUCUGAGAAAAAAAUGUCAACACCAGUAGAAGUUCUGUGUAAAGGUUUCCCAGCUGAAUUUGCCAUGUAUUUAAAUUAUUGUCGUGGUUUACGUUUUGAAGAAGCUCCAGAUUAUAUGUAUUUGAGACAAUUAUUUCGAAUUCUAUUUCGUACUUUGAAUCAUCAGUAUGAUUAUACGUUUGAUUGGACUAUGUUGAAACAAAAAGCAGCAAAUGCAGCUUCAUCAACAACAACGACAAAUACGGCUAUGGCUAAUGGAGGUCAGACGACAACAGCUGGAGCAAAUGUGAUGUCAGGUGGCGGUCCAACGGUUGUUACAUCAGGUAAUAAGCAAAACCCAAAAGUUUUGCAGAAACAACAAUCCAUUCAAGAAACAAAUCAUGCAACAGUCGGAGAUACGACUAUUCAGGAUGAUAUCCCAACAACAGCGGGAGAUAUUGUCGAUAGUAUUGCUUAUAAUCAUAAAAAUUCAUCAGACGAUUAA